Messenger RNA from Diprion similis, 2757 nucleotides. It is a transcript of the gene Csgalnact, whose product is annotated as chondroitin sulfate N-acetylgalactosaminyltransferase 1. Bases 615 to 2375 code for a protein of 586 amino acids. The record is from RefSeq and is a predicted model, not a curated record. Gene Ontology annotation, molecular function: glucuronosyl-N-acetylgalactosaminyl-proteoglycan 4-beta-N-acetylgalactosaminyltransferase activity. Gene Ontology annotation, cellular component: Golgi cisterna membrane. The transcript has 9 exons. NCBI's taxonomy places the organism in Eukaryota, Metazoa, Arthropoda, Insecta, Hymenoptera, Diprionidae.
ACAUAGAUUAUCAGCGUCAUAUCAUCGUCAGGAAAGGAGACCGCGAAGAAGAAGAAGAAGCAGAAAACUACGAGUGUUACAGUGUGCAAAAAUAGUGUCAUGAGUUGUGCGGUUAGAAUUUCGCAAAGUGUGUAAAAUAUACCGGAUCGCGUUACACCUAUUCGUACUUCCGCUAGCUCAGAACAAGUUUUUUUCCCUUCAUAUAUAUAUUCAAUUCGUUUUUUCAUUCCUUUAUUUCCACCGAACGAACACCCUUGAAGAUGAUUAACUUUUAACAAUGCCGGUUCCGAUGCAUUAACGUUGCACACCAAGCUGAUCGGGUAGCAGAGGUCUGUUCCGUCCCGUCGAGUGUGAAGAUAGGAGAAAGAAAAAGGACCCACGAGAAGAGAGGAGGGAAGGAGAAAAGUGCAAAACCAGCAAAUCCUUCUCCCAGACUACGUCAUCAGUUUUAAUAUUGCAGAAUAGAAGCUGCCGCUGCGACGCCGCUGCGAGAGUGACUCUCUUAAUAAUGAGAUGAUAUUAUCACGAGGCGAAUGUGACGGGCAGAUUUGAAGAAUGCAGGAGUCCCUCAGGCGUCCUCUUCUUCUACGAAAUUAGCGAUCCGAAGAGACCUAAUGUCAAAAUCCCCAACUUCUGAUUCCCCUGCAAAGCGACGUCGGGACAUGAUGCUUCGCGUUCUGGGUGUGCGACUUCUGUCGCGUCUGCUGGUCCUCGUCUGUUCCCUGUCGUUGCUGUCGCUCCUUUUCCUGAGCAGAUGCGGUUUCAACAAUUUGGAGAGUGAUUUAAUCGACACUGCCGGCCCCGUUACGCCGACGAGUCUUGCCGAGGCAAAUCAACGGGAGGAGGAAACUCGUCUUGAAGUCGAAAGGCUUACGGCUGAAAUAAGAACCUUGAAACUGCAGAUCCUUCAGCUAACAGGUGGUCCACCAGGUCACAGCGAGGUGGCGUCUCUGCUGAACACGACGGACGUCGGAGACUGUUUGGCGGCACGGCGGCAGGUUGACUUGGCAGAAAUUUCGCAGGGUCUUCCGCACAACAACGAGUACGAGCUGAUAGCCUUCAGCCAUUUCACCUUCUCGCGCGUCUACCCGGUGGACCUUGGCCUGGGAAAGCGGGUCGUGGAAAAGCCGAUCGGAUUCAAACGGAAGGACCUCCUGGAGGCGCUGACCAAGGCGGUGGACACGCUGAACCGAAACACGAGUCAGCUGCCGACCAAGUACACCCUGGAGGACUUCCUCGAGGGUCUUUACAGGGUCGAACCAACGACCGGCACCCAGUACGAGAUGUACUUCAGGACGAAGAACCUCAACAAGAGCACCCAGAGCACUUCCAACGGUUACACCAAGGUGACCCUGAUGCGACCUUACACCCCGAUCCAGUUCGUCGCGACGGAACGACAGCCGGCCAAGGAAAAGGAGCUCAUCCACAUUAUCCUGCCGCUAUCAGGACGCACGAGCACAUUUCAGAGCUUUAUGGACAAGUUCGUCAAGAUUGGACUGAAGAACGACAAGCGGGUGCAUUUGACCGUCGUCUACUUCGGGACCGAGGGACUUUCCGAGGCUCGGGCCAUCAUGUCGCGGGUUCUUAUGACCCGCGGAAGUGGCGGCAGCAAUCAGAACCUCAGGCUAUUGGCUCUAAACGAAACUUUCUCGAGGGGAAAGGGACUUCGCGUUGGCGCCGAGAGGGCCUGGGGUGGCGAAGCUGACGUUCUUCUCUUCAUGUGCGACGUUGACGUCGUUUUUAGCGCUCGGUUUCUCGACAGAUGUCGAUGGAACACUGCGCCGGGUCGGAAGGUUUACUACCCGAUAGUUUUCAGCCUCUACAAUCCCCACGUGGUCUACACUCUUCAGGGACGCGAAGUGCCUCCUGAGACGGAUCAGCUUGUCAUAUCCAGAGACACAGGAUUCUGGAGAGACUUCGGUUACGGAAUGACCUGCCAGUAUAGGUCCGACUUCUUGAGGGUGCGUGGCUUCGACGAGGACAUCGUCGGCUGGGGUGGCGAGGACGUCACUCUUUACCGAAAAUAUGUUCGAAGCAACAUCAAGGUCAUCCGGGCAACCGAUCCGGGAAUUUUCCACAUCUGGCACCCAAAGGUGUGUUCCGGGGGUCCUGGUCAGCGUUUGUCAACGGACCAAUAUCGAGCCUGCAUAAGAUCAAGGGCCCUGAACGAGGCGUCACACGCGCAGCUCGGCUUCCUGGCGUUUCGCGAGGACAUCGCGAGCCAAGCGAUAAACGUCAAGUCUAUGGCGAAUAAGAAGAAAAAAAUGUCGAUGAAAAAGGAGAAGAAAAAACCCCUGAGCAAGGUCCAGGUCAAAAAUCAACCCCUGCAAAUCAAGGAGAAACCGCUCGAGCGAACUUCCGAGGAUCAGACCUGAUCUAUCGUGAAUAAUAAAAAUCCACGAUGCGAGUUCUGAGUGGUUCCUUAGUCUGUAUACGCGUUUUACACACGUAUUCAUGUAUACAUAUAUAAAGUGUGAUUUAUAUAUUAUGUAUAAAGAAGACAGGGUCGGAUAUCCAAACGUUUUGUCAAAUUCCAUUAUCGAACGAGGUACUACGCGACGAUUUCGAGAUAUUAUAUGUAUAAAUAAGCGUCCGGUAAGAUACAUAUGUAAAUAGGGAAUUCGUGCUGUUAUUUAUUGUGUAAAAAGUAUGUAAUUGCAUAUAUACAUAACAUGAUGAUACAUAAUAUACAUAAUAUUUAUACAUUACAUAAUACAUAGAUCAUUGUGAUGAUAACGUGACAUUUUCAAAAUACAC